Messenger RNA from Microtus ochrogaster (prairie vole), 6353 nucleotides. It is a transcript of the gene Klhl15, whose product is annotated as kelch like family member 15. The transcript has 3 exons. NCBI's taxonomy places the organism in Eukaryota, Metazoa, Chordata, Mammalia, Rodentia, Cricetidae. Bases 495 to 2309 code for a protein of 604 amino acids. The record is from RefSeq and is a predicted model, not a curated record.
GCUCCGCGCGCUUCGGGGCAGAAACCCGGAGACACCGUCGCCGACUUCGCUCCUGCUGCUAGCGUUUCUGCCGUUGCCUUCGACCCCCUUAGCUCUCUCCCGGUUCGUGGCCCUACGCGGGGUGCUCUUGCCGAACCCUGUUGGGGGGUGCCGCGAGCCUCAUUCCCCUCCCCUCCCCGGUAGCGGCAUGUCUGGGCCCCGGCCCCGACGCCAGCCGUAAGCCUCCCGCCUAGCCCAACUGUCUGGACUCGCUACUCAAGCGCUGUCUUCUUUCCCAGGACUGCUUCUGAGGGGACCUCGGGUUCGCACGCUCGCCCCGCGCCGGAGCGCCCCGGCGCGGCCAGGGAGCGGCCCCUUGUAGAGGUCUAGGGAGCCUCCCGAGGUCCGUGCGGGCGCCCUGCGUCCGACCCUCCCACCGUUCGGCCCACCGGCCCGCUUCUUCCUGAUGCAGACUGCCGUCCACUAGAGGCUGGACAGGACCCCCGAGGUGAUUCAUGGCAGGGGACGUGGAAGGUUUCUGUUCUUCUCUCCAUGACACCAGUGUCUCUGCUGGGUUCAGAGCACUGUAUGAGGAGGGAUUACUUCUCGAUGUCACUCUUGUUAUUGAAGAUCAUCAGUUCCAGGCCCAUAAAGCACUCUUGGCCACCCAAAGUGAUUACUUCAGAAUUAUGUUCACUGCAGACAUGAGGGAACGAGAUCAGAACAAAAUUCAUUUAAAAGGUCUAACAGCUACCGGUUUCAGCCACGUUCUUCAGUUUAUGUAUUAUGGAACUAUAGAACUGAGUAUGAAUACUGUUCAUGAAAUCCUUCAGGCGGCAAUGUAUGUUCAGCUUAUUGAAGUGGUGAAGUUCUGCUGUUCUUUCCUAUUAGCCAAAAUCUGCUUAGAAAAUUGUGCAGAAAUUAUGAGACUCUUAGAUGAUUUCGGUGUUAACAUCGAGGGAGUCAGGGAGAAGCUGGACGCUUUUCUGCUAGACAACUUUGUGCCACUCAUGUCCAGGCCUGACUUCCUGUCCUAUCUGAGCUUUGAGAAGCUCAUGUCUUAUCUGGAUAAUGAUCAUCUGAGCAGGUUUCCAGAAAUUGAGCUGUAUGAGGCUGUGCAGUCUUGGCUGAGACAUGAUAGACGACGAUGGAGACAUACAGAUACCAUCAUUCAGAACAUCAGGUUUUGUUUGAUGACUCCAUCCAGCAUUUUUGAGAAGGUUAAGACAUCAGAAUUUUAUAGAUAUUCUCGACAGCUACGCUAUGAAGUUGACCAAGCAUUGAAUUACUUCCAGAACAUUCACCAGCAGCCCUUGUUAGACAUGAAAUCAAGCCGUAUUCGUUCUGCCAAACCACAAACUACAGUAUUCCGAGGAAUGAUUGGACAUAGCAUGGUUAAUAGUAAAAUACUUCUUCUAAAGAAACCAAGAGUCUGGUGGGAACUGGAAGGCCCCCAAGUACCUCUGAGGCCAGACUGCCUUGCUAUUGUCAAUAAUUUUGUAUUCCUGUUAGGUGGAGAAGAACUAGGCCCAGAUGGCGAAUUCCAUGCAUCUUCAAAAGUGUUCAGGUAUGAUCCAAGACAAAAUUCUUGGCUGCGCAUGGCAGACAUGUCUGUACCCCGUUCAGAAUUUGCUGUUGGUGUUAUUGGGAAAUUUAUUUAUGCUGUAGCAGGCAGAACAAGAGAUGAGACUUUCUACUCGACAGAAAGAUAUGAUAUCGUUAAUGAUAAAUGGGAAUUUGUAGAUCCUUAUCCAGUUAACAAAUAUGGACAUGAGGGGACAGUACUCAAUAACAAAUUGUUUAUCACUGGAGGAAUCACUUCGUCUUCCACAUCUAAACAAGUAUGUGUGUUUGAUCCCAGUAAAGAAGGGACCAUAGAACAGCGGACCAGGAGAACUCAAGUAGUCACCAAUUGCUGGGAAAAUAAGAGCAAGAUGAAUUAUGCCAGAUGCUUUCACAAGAUGAUAUCUUAUAAUGGCAAGCUUUAUGUCUUCGGUGGUGUCUGUGUGAUCUUGAGGGCCUCUUUUGAAUCUCAGGGCUGCCCUUCUACAGAGGUGUACAACCCAGAUACUGAUCAGUGGACCAUCUUGGCAUCCAUGCCAAUUGGUAGAAGUGGCCAUGGUGUGACUGUGCUUGACAAACAAAUAAUGGUCCUUGGAGGGCUUUGUUACAAUGGUCAUUACAGUGAUUCCAUUCUCACCUUUGACCCAGAUGAAAAUAAGUGGAAGGAAGACGAAUAUCCUCGAAUGCCCUGCAAGCUGGAUGGUUUACAAGUGUGCAACCUACAUUUUCCGGACUAUAUAAUGGAUGAGGUUAGGCGUUGCAACUGAUGUCAUCUUUCUCCCUAAAAAUAAAAAGGCAAACAAAGCAUUUGUAAUAAAGUAGUUUAAAAGCAUAAAGAAAAACCUCACCAGUUUUCCUAUCAAAGCCAUUGGUCUAAUAUUGUAAGUUUUCAUUCUGUGCUAGCAUCUUUUUCCUUUGAGUGACCUCAGACUCAUGCAAUAAGUUCAUUUAAAGCACUAGCUCUUGAAACUACUUCCAAAAGCAGUUUAUACUUCUCCACUUACCUGGGAAGUGUAUUUUUCUGCUUUAAACAUUUCUUCCAGAUGUUAGUGUAGGAUUUGUGCAUCUUCUAAGAGAAGACCCAGUAAGUGUCACUGGAUGUGAUUUCAGUCUCUGUCUGUCUGAACUCGUUUUAGACAUUGUUUUAGUCUGCUAUAUGUUUUGGUUUAUUAUUUAAAAGUUUAAAACUCUUGACCUUUUUGCAUGGCUUUUGCUGAAAAUGCAAAAAUUUAAAUUUUCUACAAAAGUUUUUUAUAUCAGAACACUAUUUCUAAGCUGCCUUCUCUUAUCUGCAUUGUGUUAGUGAAAGCAUAUCCAUACUCGCGCAAUCCUAUAAAUAUAUAAGGCAUAUCCCUUUUAUGCGUGAUUAGGAUUCUAUAUUUUUAAGCUAGUGCACUUGCACACACAGUUCGCCAUACUUGUUGAAAUUUAGAUGUAAUGUCGUUACUGUAUUAAUGUUUUUAGAAAGUUAAAAUAACUGGAGUCCUCAUUCAGUAUCAAAGUAGUCUAUCUUCAGUCCAUACUAGUUCAGUAAAAUUUGAACUCAUAUUUCUGAAACAUGUAUGGAUAAAAAACUUUUACAUUUUGUUUUCAAAACUAAACAUUAAUAUUUCAUAUUAAUGUAUGUUUUUUCCUUGUUUGAAAAUGUUUUUCUUUACAGUCUGUUUAAUCUUGGUUACCCUGUUUUAGUGAGAAUCAGAGUGCUCUGUGUCAAGCUCUCAGCCUGCAGUGUGCAAGCACUUUUAAAGAAAAGUCAGGUACUACCCGACUCCUAAGUAAAAGCCUCGUAAAAGUAAGUGCAACUCCCAUAGUUUCUAUUCAGUAAGGCUGCUGCAGGUGGUGGAUGUGGGGCGGCAAUUCUUACACAGUUUGAGUCAGUUUCGACUGAGAGGUGAGAAAGGAGUUAUGAUGUUACUGGCUACAUCUGCUUAAUCACUUUGUACAAAAUAUUCAGUGGCACUAGAGAGAUAUGUUAACCCUCAGCGUCUUUUUAGUUUCUGGAAGCUACUAGCAUGAAGGAUAGUCACCUGAAAGUUUGAAAUGAAUCUUGAAUAGCUGUUUUAAUGGCGUUUAUAAUAAAUAGUUUAGGAUUAACUGCACAUUUCAACUCUUCAAAUGCAAAGGAACAAAAUAUAGCUGACAAAAUUAAGAGUGAUCCGUGUGAGUGGGUCAUUCAAAUUGAUGCCAUUUUCUCAUGAGCAAUCUGUAUCUGAUUAAAUCUUACACUGGCAUAGCCUGCCAGAUCUGUGGAUUUUGGUGCAAUAUUGCAAUGCCUUCUAUAUGGCUGCUGUUGUAUAAGUUUUUCUAGUUACUUUGUUUUGUUUUAUUUUUUGCUGCUGGCACCAUUGAACAUAAAAUGGAAGUGUGAAAUAAUGGAAAUGUGAAGAUUUUGGGUUUUUCUUCCCCUCCCCCCAUGCUGCAAAUCAGUGUGAAUAAGGCCUGAUUUUUCAAAACUGUAAAGCCAAGUGUUUGAGUUUUAGAAAGUGUCAGGUACACUUUCUAAAGAAAACCUUUUUUUCUUUCAGGAAUCAGAAUAGUGGCUUCUUUUGUGUGUGAUCCUUCCAUUUAUAUUAGGUGGCCUUUCAUUUAUUUCUGAUUUCUGAAAAUAAAAUUGAUAUUUGAGUUUCCCUUAGAAUGUGGUUAAAGGGUUUUUUUUAUUUUAAAAAUAAGUUUAAUUAUUUUGCUUUUUGAAACUAUAGGUUAGCCAUCUAUUUUUUUCUACUAUACUUAGAAGUUUAUUUGUGAGUCUUUAAAGAAAAUGUCUUCAUUAUUUUUCUUGAUAUCUUUUGUUGGAAAUGACCAAGAAGAGGAUAUCAGACAGGGUGCCCCUAUCAAAGGCUUUACACUCCAGUGGCAGUUCUCUUUAAUUGCUUUGAUACAACUUCAUAGUCCUGUGUAGAUCAACAUCUUCGUAAACAAUUGAAUAGUCUUGGUCUUCCAUUUGGAAUAUACAAGGCCAAGGUCAACGAUUGUUUCAGAAAAUUCAUGAUAUCUUAACUUGAACUAAUUCUGGGUUCAGCUUCACGUAAGUCAUGUCUGACUAUAAUCUUAGUAGUAAUCAGUUUUGAGCUUUAAGACUAGUUGCUAUUGCUUGGGUUCUGAAUGUAUGAGGAAAUCAUAGUUCUAAUUUAGAUUAUAAAUCCACAAAUAACUUACAUUCCCUUUUAAAAUUAUGGUUUAAUAGCUGCAAGAGAUUUAUUUUUGUUAUACUAAACUAUGAAAAUUUUUUCAUAGAAUUUUUUCAAACUUUUCUGUGCUUCAUUUGGAACCACUUUGUCUAUAUGCAUUGUAUACGAACAAGACUGUCAUUUUGAAAAACUCAGUAAGUGGUUUGAAAUGAUAUGGUUUAACUGUUAGAUUCUUUAAAUGUGUCAUCUUCCACUUUACAUUUUAAAUGGUAGACGUCACAAAAAAUAGUAAAUUUUCUUUAAUUGCCUUUUAGUUGGCACUACUUAUUUUCUUAAAUGUCUUUGACCUAAGUUUUGAUGUUAAAGAAAAUUCUUGCACUACAGCCUUUUCAUAGAAUACAAGAUUCUCGUGUUGAAGGUUUUGUAUUGGAAGAAAUGCUACUGGUUUCUAAAAGAAGCAUUAUAGAAUGAUUGACUUUCUUUGCUAACUUUUUCUGUGUCCUCCUCAUUGCUCUAUCUUGUAUGAGUGUUACUCUAAUUGUGAAAUACUUACUGAGCCCUUCUCGUAUCUUUUUUAAAGCAGCACCUUUGGACACCUCAUUCUGGGAAGCUUGCUUGAGUCACAAUAAAGGACACACACACUUGUGUGGGGAAGAAGUGGUAAAAUGGAGAGUUUUGUCUUAAUUACAUGAAACUAAGCUUUAAAAUAUUUUAUAACAAAUUAUUUGAGCUGCAUAAUCUAAACAUGUCAAACGUUUCGUGGGACUAUUUUUAUAUAUGUGUAUGUGGGUGUAGGUCAUAACAUUUCAGUUUAUAAUAGAAAUUGUUAUUUCAGUUUAUAAGCUAUCUCUCAAAAGAAACUAGCUCUUUUGAGAAUACAGAAUUUAAAGGUUUUAGAUUGAAGUAAAACAACAUAGACAAUAGUGUAAAUUAGAAAUAUUUGAGGGCUAUAUGGCAGUGGAACUGCUAGUGCCAGUUUUCUUGUUUGCCUACCAUGUUUUCAGUUUGUUGUUGUUGGGUUUUUUUUUGGUAUUCUGAACAUUUUGUGAGACCAUCCAUUUGUUUAAUUGCAUUUAGAGUCGGUUUGGGAAUAAAUAUCUUCUAAAAAGAGAUUUAUCUUAAAAAUUAAAGUCCUAAAAAUAGUUUAUUGAGAGUUUAUUACUUCAGAUACCCCAUAGGCAUGAACUGGAAUAGAUAAUUCAUGGAAAUCCCAUUCUUUUACUAUAUCAGUAUAGCUCCCAAUAUUAUGUGAAUAACAUUGAGAAUGUCAUUAGCUUUGUUCCCUCUUAAAAUUCUUGGGUUUUCUUUUGACUUCUUUGGGAACAACUGCAUUAAAAGUUACUAAUCAGUAUAUCAGUAAGGAUUGGGUGUUUGCUUUCUGAAGGAAUGUUCCUAAGAGGUGAUCAGAAAGAUUCUUUUCUACCUAACUUGUUUAUGCCCUAUACUCUUGGGCAUAAUUUGUCUAUAAAAAAUAUUUUGACCUUUAGGUACCUUUGGGGCCAGUAGUCAAAUAAUCCUAGAGCCGAUAUUAAAAUCUUAGGAUAAUUUAAGGUUUGCCUUUUAUACCUGUUUUGAAAGCCUUUACAUUUUUUGUCAGGUAAUUUUUCCCAAGCCGUGGAUAUAAUCUAUUCAACAUGUUUAUGCUAUCCAUUCUGUUUUUAAAUUGAAAAAAAGUUAAAAGUG